Messenger RNA from Coffea eugenioides, 1639 nucleotides. RefSeq names its product small glutamine-rich tetratricopeptide repeat-containing protein alpha. The transcript is spliced from 10 exons. Gene Ontology annotation, molecular function: protein binding; molecular adaptor activity. Gene Ontology annotation, biological process: post-translational protein targeting to endoplasmic reticulum membrane. The coding region runs from base 106 to 1398 and encodes 430 amino acids. Lineage: Eukaryota; Viridiplantae; Streptophyta; Magnoliopsida; Gentianales; Rubiaceae. Gene Ontology annotation, cellular component: membrane; TRC complex. The record is from RefSeq and is a predicted model, not a curated record.
CCUCUCUCAACUUGAAACUCCCAAAUUACCCCGGUAUGCAAUAAACCUCGCUGCCCUUCGGAAAUUUGACGAUUUUCACAUUUUCUCCUUCCUCCACCGCUAGCCAUGGCGAAAUUGAAGACGGAUUCUCCUCUCGCUCGCCGUAUCGCCCAAUCUUUCAUUCGCUUCCUCGAUUCCGUUGAACCCGCUUCUGGUGUUGAUGCUGAGGGUAUUGACGUAGCCAAGGAAUGUUUGUCAGAGGCAUUCAAGAUUGAAUUGUCAUCUGAAAAUCAAUUAAAUUCUGAAUCAUUGGUUGACAUAUUCAGUUCCUGGGAGACAGUUGGAAGGAGUAACAGCAAUGCUGAUCUUCCCCAUGAGGUGUCUCCAGGAGAUUGUGCAUCCACAUCCUCGGCAGGAAAUGCUGGUGAUGCUCAUCAUCUUAAGCCUUCGUAUUCUCAGGUUGAUGGUUGGAGCAAAGAGGAUCAGACACAUGGAACAUCAAAGGAUGAGCUUUUUGGGCAAUAUUUUGGUGCUUUGGAAAAAAUUCGCUAUUUCAAAAGUACGGCUGAUGGAAAUGAUGAUCAGGCCCAGUUGGAUAGAGCCACACAUAUCUUUCACAAAGCAUUGGAGGAAAUGCAAAGAUCUGGUUGCCAGACUUUUGAUGGAAGAAAUUUGGCUGAGACGUUAAAAUUGCAAGGUAACAAAGCCAUGCAAUUGAAGCUUUACUUGGAUGCCAUAGAGCUGUAUACCUUUGCCAUUGCACUUUGUGAAGAUAAUGCUGUUUAUUACUGUAACAGGGCUGCUGCUUAUACUCAGAUCAACCACUUUGAGGAAGCCAUCAAUGAUUGCCUGAAAUCAAUUGAAAUUGACCCAAACUAUAGCAAGGCUUACAGUCGUUUAGGAUUUGCUUAUUAUGCUCAAGGAAAGUACAGGGAUGCUAUUGAUAAAGGAUUUAUCAAAGCAUUGCAGUUGGAUCCUAAUAAUAGUUCUGUGAAAGAGAAUAUUCGGGUGGCAGAGCAAAAAUUGAGAGAAGAACAACAAAGGGCAGGGCAAAGUCAGAAUUCAAGUUCAAAUCACCACCCUGCAGCAGGAUCAAGAAGCCAUGGCGUGCCUCCACCCUUUACCUCCAUGCCAUUUAACGCUACAGGCCUUCCUGUUGAUAUCACUAGCAUGUUCAUGAAUAUGGCUCCAAAUCUGUCCCCCGGACAGAAUUUUCAUAGUGGUCACGAAGGAACGAGCUCGACUGAUGCACACGAUGAGGCGGAAAUCAGAAUGGGUGGAAACAUUAAUGUUGAUUUAGGUGAACACAUGCCAGAGGAGUUUUCUGGAGCUCUACGGUCUAUGAUGCAGAUGUUCUCAGGUGCAGCACCUCACGGUAAUCAAGAAGAGAAUGUGAAUGGAAGAUCAGCACCAAGUUGAGAUUUUAUAUCUGUACUGCAGACUUUUCUCCAUCGAUAACUGAAUUUUUGCCUUGAUUUUUGGAAAUGAAUGGUGGCCGUAUAUGUAAUGCCUGAUUCUCAAAUACAAGCAGAACAGUGUAUUGUUGUAGGAGUCCAUAGCAUUCUCUCUAUAGCUGCUGUCUCAAUGCAUACAAGCCACUGCUGUUUUGAUAUGUCAUCAAUUUUUUAAGGUUCAAAGGUAAUAUCCGGAUUGGUGAUUA